Messenger RNA from Mesocricetus auratus (golden hamster), 7564 nucleotides. It is a transcript of the gene Rock2, whose product is annotated as Rho associated coiled-coil containing protein kinase 2. Lineage: Eukaryota; Metazoa; Chordata; Mammalia; Rodentia; Cricetidae. Bases 137 to 4384 code for a protein of 1415 amino acids. Gene Ontology annotation, cellular component: cytoskeleton; centrosome; cytoplasm. Gene Ontology annotation, biological process: regulation of cell junction assembly; cortical actin cytoskeleton organization; mitotic cytokinesis. The transcript is spliced from 34 exons. The record is from RefSeq and is a predicted model, not a curated record. Gene Ontology annotation, molecular function: ATP binding; small GTPase binding; Rho-dependent protein serine/threonine kinase activity.
CGGCGCGCGUGCGGCUGAGGGGCGGGGACGUCGUGUGCCUCUCUGCUCCCGGCCGGGCCGGGCGGCUCCUCAGACAGCGGCGCGCGGCGGGCCCGGGCGAAGGUUCCGCGGGCGGCGCUAGGCCCGGUGAAGCGGCAUGAGCCGGCCCCCGCCGACGGGGAAAAUGCCCGGCGCCCCCGAGGCCGCGCCUGGGGACGGGGCGGGCGCGAGCCGCCAGAGGAAGCUGGAGGCGCUCAUCCGAGACCCUCGCUCGCCCAUCAACGUGGAGAGCUUGCUGGAUGGCCUAAAUUCCUUGGUCCUUGACUUGGAUUUUCCUGCUUUGAGGAAAAAUAAAAAUAUUGAUAAUUUCUUAAAUAGAUAUGAGAAAAUUGUGAAAAAAAUCAGAGGUUUACAGAUGAAAGCAGAAGACUAUGAUGUUGUAAAAGUUAUUGGAAGAGGUGCUUUUGGUGAAGUUCAGUUGGUUCGUCAUAAGGCAUCCCAGAAGGUUUAUGCAAUGAAGCUUCUUAGUAAGUUUGAAAUGAUAAAAAGAUCAGACUCUGCUUUUUUCUGGGAAGAAAGAGACAUCAUGGCCUUUGCGAACAGUCCCUGGGUGGUUCAGCUCUUUUGUGCCUUCCAAGAUGACAGGUACCUGUACAUGGUGAUGGAGUACAUGCCAGGUGGAGACCUCGUGAACCUUAUGAGUAAUUAUGAUGUGCCCGAAAAAUGGGCCAAGUUUUAUACUGCUGAAGUAGUGCUUGCACUGGAUGCAAUACACUCCAUGGGCUUAAUACACAGAGAUGUGAAGCCUGAUAACAUGCUCUUGGAUAAACAUGGACAUCUAAAACUAGCAGAUUUUGGCACAUGUAUGAAAAUGGAUGAAACAGGCAUGGUGCAUUGCGAUACAGCAGUGGGAACUCCUGAUUACAUAUCACCUGAGGUUCUGAAAUCCCAAGGUGGUGAUGGCUACUAUGGGCGAGAAUGUGAUUGGUGGUCUGUAGGUGUUUUCCUUUUUGAGAUGCUAGUGGGGGACACUCCAUUUUACGCAGAUUCACUUGUAGGAACCUAUAGCAAAAUUAUGGAUCAUAAAAAUUCACUGUGUUUCCCUGAAGAUACAGAAAUUUCUAAACAUGCUAAGAAUCUCAUCUGUGCCUUCUUAACAGACAGGGAGGUACGACUUGGAAGAAAUGGGGUAGAAGAAAUCAAACAGCAUCCUUUCUUUAAGAAUGACCAGUGGAAUUGGGAAAACAUAAGAGAGACCGCAGCUCCAGUGGUACCUGAGCUCAGCAGUGACAUAGACAGCAGUAACUUUGAUGACAUUGAGGACGACAAAGGAGAUGUAGAGACCUUCCCAAUACCAAAAGCUUUUGUGGGAAAUCAGCUGCCUUUUAUAGGAUUUACCUACUUUAGAGAGAAUCUGUUAUUAAGUGACUCUCCAUCUUGUAGAGAAAAUGAUGCAAUACAAACAAGGAAAAGUGAAGAAAGUCAAGAGAUUCAGAAGAAAUUAUAUGCACUAGAAGAGCACCUUAGCAGUGAAUUGCAAGCCAAGGAGGAGCUGGAACAGAAGUGCAAAUCUAUUAAUACUCGCCUAGAGAAAACAGCAAAGGAGCUGGAAGAGGAGAUUACCUUUAGGAAAAAUGUGGAAUCGGCACUGAGACAGCUGGAAAGAGAAAAGGCCCUUCUUCAGCACAAAAAUGCAGAGUAUCAGCGGAAAGCUGAUCAUGAAGCUGAUAAGAAACGGAAUUUGGAAAAUGAUGUUAACAGCUUAAAAGAUCAACUUGAAGACUUGAAGAAAAGAAACCAGAGCUCUCAGAUAUCCACUGAGAAGUUCAAUCAGCUCCAGAAGCAACUGGAUGAAGCAAAUGCUUUGCUGCGAACAGAGUCUGACACUGCAGCAAGGUUAAGAAAAACCCAAGCAGAAAGUUCCAAACAGAUUCAGCAGCUGGAAUCUAACAAUAGAGAUCUACAAGAUAAAAACUGCCUGCUUGAGACUGCCAAAUUAAAGCUUGAAAAGGAAUUUAUCAAUCUUCAGUCAGCUCUAGAAUCUGAAAGGAGGGACCGGACCCAUGGAUCAGAGAUAAUUCAUGAUUUACAAGGUAGAAUCUCUGGACUGGAAGAAGAUUUGAAGACUGGCAAAGCCUUGCUAACAAAAGUAGAGCUGGAGAAGAGACAGCUGCAGGAGAAGCUCACUGACCUAGAGAAGGAAAAGAGCAACAUGGAAAUAGAUAUGACAUACCAACUGAAGGUGAUACAGCAGAGUUUAGAGCAAGAAGAAGCGGAACACAAGACCACAAAAGCACGGCUAGCAGACAAAAACAAGAUCUAUGAAUCCAUUGAAGAAGCUAAAUCAGAAGCCAUGAAAGAGAUGGAGAAGAAGCUGUUGGAAGAAAGGUCUUUAAAACAGAAAGUGGAGAACCUGCUCCUGGAGGCUGAGAAAAGAUGCUCUAUAUUGGACUGUGACCUCAAACAGUCCCAGCAAAAACUAAACGAGUUGCUGAAGCAGAAAGAUGUGCUGAAUGAGGAUGUUAGAAAUUUGACAUUAAAAAUAGAGCAGGAAACUCAGAAACGUUGCCUUAUGCAAAAUGACCUGAAGAUGCAGACCCAGCAAGUUAACACCCUAAAAAUGUCAGAAAAGCAGAUAAAGCAAGAAAACAAUCAUCUCAUGGAAAUGAAAAUGAACUUGGAAAAGCAAAAUGCUGAACUUCGAAAAGAGCGGCAGGAUGCAGACGGGCAGAUGAAGGAGCUACAAGACCAGCUUGAAGCUGAGCAGUAUUUCUCUACCCUCUAUAAGACCCAAGUUAGAGAGCUUAAGGAAGAGAGUGAAGAGAAAACGAAGCUUUGUAAAGAGUUGCAGCAGAAGAAGCAGGACUUGCAAGACGAAAGAGACUCUUUGGCUGCCCAGUUGGAGAUUACCCUGACCAAAGCAGAUUCUGAGCAGCUGGCCCGGUCCAUUGCUGAAGAACAGUAUUCUGAUUUGGAAAAAGAGAAAAUUAUGAAAGAGCUGGAGAUAAAAGAGAUGAUGGCCAGGCACAAACAAGAACUUACUGAAAAGGAUGCCACAAUUGCAUCUCUCGAGGAAACAAAUAGAACACUAACUAGUGAUGUUGCGAAUCUUGCGAAUGAGAAAGAAGAACUAAACAACAAGCUGAAAGACACUCAAGAGCAGCUCUCAAAGUUGAAAGAUGAAGAGAUCAGUGCAGCAGCUAUUAAAGCUCAGUUUGAGAAGCAGCUGUUGACCGAGAGGACACUCAAGACUCAGGCUGUGAAUAAGUUGGCAGAGAUCAUGAAUCGAAAAGAACCUGUCAAGCGUGGUAGUGACACAGAUGUGCGAAGAAAAGAGAAAGAGAACAGAAAGUUACAUAUGGAGCUUAAGUCUGAACGUGAAAAAUUGACACAACAGAUGAUCAAAUACCAGAAAGAACUGAAUGAAAUGCAGGCUCAAAUAGCUGAAGAGAGCCAGAUUAGAAUUGAACUCCAGAUGACCCUGGACAGUAAAGACAGUGACAUCGAACAACUGCGGUCACAGCUCCAAGCCUUGCAUAUUGGUAUGGAUAGUUCCAGUAUAGGCAGUGGACCAGGGGAUGCUGAGCCUGAUGAUGGAUUUCCAGAGUCAAGAUUAGAAGGAUGGUUGUCAUUGCCUGUGCGAAACAACACUAAGAAGUUUGGAUGGGUUAAAAAGUAUGUGAUUGUAAGCAGUAAGAAGAUUCUCUUCUAUGACAGUGAACAAGAUAAAGAGCAGUCUAACCCUUACAUGGUUCUGGAUAUAGACAAGCUGUUUCAUGUCCGACCUGUUACACAGACAGAUGUAUACAGAGCAGAUGCUAAAGAAAUUCCCAGGAUAUUCCAGAUUCUAUAUGCCAAUGAAGGAGAAAGUAAGAAGGAACCAGAAUUUCCAGUAGAGCCAGUGGGAGAAAAAUCUAAUUAUAUUUGCCACAAAGGACAUGAGUUUAUCCCUACUCUUUAUCACUUCCCAACUAACUGUGAGGCCUGUAUGAAGCCAUUGUGGCACAUGUUUAAGCCCCCUCCUGCUCUGGAAUGUCGUCGGUGCCACAUUAAAUGUCAUAAAGAUCACAUGGACAAGAAGGAAGAGAUCAUAGCACCCUGCAAAGUUUAUUAUGAUAUAUCAACGGCAAAGAAUCUAUUAUUAUUAGCAAAUUCAACAGAAGAACAGCAGAAAUGGGUUAGCAGGUUGGUGAAAAAGAUACCGAAGAAGCCUCCAGCUCCAGACCCUUUUGCUCGAUCAUCUCCUAGGGCCUCAAUGAAAAUACAACAGAAUCAGUCCAUCCGGCGACCCAGUCGACAGCUUGCUCCAAACAAGCCAAGAUUGCUUGAUUUGCCAUUUAAAGACUGGGAUUGGUCAUUUGAUGAUGUUGAUGGUGAUGAUGAUGACGAUGUUUUUGAUUUCUGAAGAAAUAAAUGGCUAACUGCCUUCUAUGAAAGCAGUUAUUCAGGUGAUUGAAUUCUUCCAGCUGCAAGACUGAAAUACAGUAUCUCAAAACUUAACUAAAAAGCUGUAUUCUACUGAGAGACUGACACACCCACAUACACAUGUUUCCUUUCCCCUGAAAUAAUUUUAAAUCAUGGAGAGGUUUUCUGGGCUACUUUGGAACAAGUUGAACAACAGUGAUUGGUAAGUAAAGGUGUCGUGCAACUCUUCAAGACUUGCUUCCUGGAGCUCUUGACAGUCCCGUCACAUUGCACAGAAGGACUGAGAAGAGUUCAGAGAGAUCACACUUUGACUUCAACAGAGGGUUUUCAUCUGUACAUUGGCCAGAAGAAUUUGGAAGUGGAUCUCACUAUAGUGAUGCUGACUGCAUCUUUAAGAAGUGACCAUGAUGUUGUAUUCAUGUAUGUAUGUAUGUACAUAUGAGUUGAGCCUCAUAUAUAUACACACACAGCACACAUAAAAAACCACAUUGUACUGUAAUACUGCAAGAAAGUAUUUUUAACUUACCAUUUUAUUUUUUAUACACAUUAAUCAGAUAUCAUUACUUCAGUUGCAACUAUGCACCUGUAUAAAGCCAUAAUGUUGGAAUUUAUAUCCUUCAUUCAUAUACCUGAUAGGAGAUGCAUGUCUGUGUAAACAGUAAUUGCAACAGGAAGUUUGAAGUUAAUUAUUCCAGUUUCCCAAUGCUUGUUGUAGGCAACUUUCCAUAUUUUGAAUGCCUUAAUUUAAUCCCCCCCCAUCUCAACCCUUUUCUAUAUUUAAGAAAAGAAAGGACAAGUGUUUACCAGCUCUUAGGAUGCAGCUCGCUUCGUGGGGAAAACAGUGCACUCUUAUACAUGCAGUAGUUGUUCAGUGUCAGUCUGUUUGGUCUGUGACAGUUUUUAAUGUAUUUGGUCAUAGAAAUAAUAGCAGAUCUAUUGAAACUAAUGUGUGUGAUGUACAGCUGUUGUUUCUUCAUCCCUUUCUACAGACUUCAGCUCAUCUGUGACUACAAAAUAUUUCCUUUGAACUUGCUGGUUACCCUAGAUGUGUUUUUAUUUAUGAUAAAGGCAAUUUUUCACAUUUUCAUUCAAGAUUCAAAUAUAAAAAAAUACUUAACGUGUACUGUAGAUAUAUUUUAAUAUUUAAAUGUGAUCCUGAAACAGUUGGGUGGCGGUAUAUGUGUUGAUAUCUGGGAAGAGGUAGCCUCAAAAGCGCUUGCUUUAAUUCUCAUUGCUUGAUGCUAAUGAGGUUAGAGAACAGGCGGGACCUAUCCUGUAGUGCUGCAGAGCGCAGCAGUGGCAGCAUCAGGCUCUGUACAUACGCAAAGUUCAAUAUGGUAUUGAACAUUUGUCAUUGCUUCCCUCCGGGGUCAGUGUAGAGAUGUUGUAAAAAGUUUAAUUCUCUUUAUAGAUUCUAUUGUGGAAAUAGUGGCCUUUGGUCUACUGGUAUACUAAAUCCCAAUUCUGUGACCUUCAGAUGGCCCAAUUGCAUCUUUCAUUCCAUCUGUUAAGAUUAGAUGUGCAUGCCAUUUCCCUGGAAGCAGCUGGGUUCUGUAGCUCUAGUUCAGAACACAGCUUCCUCCUUCCUUCCUUCCUUCCUUCCUUCCUUCCUUCCUUCCUUCCUUCCUUCCGUCCUCCCUCCCUCCCUCCCUCCCUCCCUCCCUCCCUCCCUCCCUCCCUCCCAGAUUUAAAAAUGAAAAUAUAUAAAUUUAUAUAGAAGAACUAUUUCCAUUCAUUAGAGUUGUUUAAAAGGAAACUGAAUUAAUAUUUUAUAUAAAGAUUUUGUUACACUAUGGAAGGUUCUAUCCUAUUCUGAAUUGGAGAGUAUAUAUAUAUAUAUUUUUAAUAAACUUUAUUAAGGAGAAAUGUCAAGUUUACACAUGAAUAAUUGAAGUAUUUGAGUAAAAAAGGCAAAAGUUUAAAUUUGGAUGCUGUACGUGUAUAUAUGUAAUAGAAUUUGGAGAAUCAUGGUGUGAUUCAGCAACUGUGUGUGACACUUAAUGUGAAGGAUUCAGGGGAAUAAAACAUUCUGAGGGGUGGAAAAAAAAUCUCUCCACGGAGCUUCUUCACAUACGGUUUAACAUAGGUCAUUUGUCCAACUAACAGGAUUUCGAGUAAAAAACACACACAUACAAACAAACUGUGACCUUAGGGAAGUAUUUGCUUUUCCCGUUAUCAUUUGCAUGUACGUAGGUGCACAUGCCUGUCAUUUUUGUACCCAACCCAACAGUCAUUACAGCAGCGACCUAAUUUUGUGCCAGUUUCACUUUUUCUUGAGAUCCCCAAAUCUUCAAGGUAAAGAUUUCCAGAGCAAAUGUUACUUCCUUUAUUCAGUUUGUCCCAGAGCCUUACAUACCUCCAGUUGGGUCCUAAAAAAAAGGGGAUGCUGGGUUUCCUUAGUUGGAUACUUUUGCUUUGUAGAAAUAAAGACAGAAGUAAAAGAAGAACUAAGUUCCGGUCUUACUGAUGAACAAUGAAUUUUUAUGUGUUGCUUUUAGAAAAGCAAGAUUUUUUUUUUUAAGUGCGGUUGAAAAGUUUCAAAUGCCCCAGCUAGCUAAAGGACAGUGAGCUAGUAAUCCAAGGAAAGGCUGGUGUUUCUGGCUGGCCUUCGAGAGGCCGUAGGCCCAGCAGAGGCUUUGCACCAUCAUGUGUAGAUGUAGUGAGAAGUGCUUGAGGUUUGGUUUAUGCUGCUGCUGCUCAGGAUUCCCAGGGUGCCGUGGAGAAACUCAGACACUAACCAACCUCAUAGGGAUGCUCUGGGCGGCUGAACCCCACAUAGAACAAAGCUUCCGAGAUGGCUCUCAGGCCCUCUGACUGCUACUGACUCUCCUUGCCUGCCUGAAGGUGGCUUCAGCUCCCCUGGCUCGUGGAGGUGCCCCGCCAACUUAAAGCACUUUGACAGGCACUGUGUGACAGUGCUGAGUGUGCCCUGUGGCCUCGCCCUGCUCCCUUCCCUGUGGUGACUUUUGUUUGGAACUGUAAUAAGUUAUAAAUGGCAUGAUUUAAAGAGUCAUCCUGGAUCACCUGUCCCCCUGAACAUUAAAAAAAAAUCGUACCCUCUUGAUUUAUUUUUUAUUUUGUUGCAUCUUUGUAGUAAUGUAUUGUAUUUUUAUGCCUGCUUUUUGUUUAAGAAAAAUAAAUAAAAAGAACCUAAAAUAUA